Molecule: messenger RNA, 2154 nt
Organism: Medioppia subpectinata
Lineage: Eukaryota; Metazoa; Arthropoda; Arachnida; Sarcoptiformes; Oppiidae
Source: the annotation of a GenBank genome assembly
AUGUCGCUCUCGUCUCUGUUGUUGUUAUUGUUGGGAAUGAAAGCCCGAAAGCGCUUUCUCCUCAUUGUUGUCGCGUUCUUCGCGAUCCUUCUCUUCGCGUGGAAUGGCGUUCGGCGACAAUGGCGUCAAUCGGCGAACGCGACGACGAGUGGCGACCAUUACUACUCCUUUGACUUCGAGCGUGAAUACGAGGAGAGCGCGCACUCAAUGGGAAGCGAGUGUCGAAUGGAGUCGUGUUUCGAUUUGAAUAAAUGCUCAGAAAAUGGACUCAAAGUUCAUAUUUAUCCCGAAUUUGGACUCAAAUUGAAUCCCAUUUUCGCCAAAAUCGUCGAAAUCAUCAAAAGCUCGAAAUAUUACGAAAAGGACGCGAAAAAAGAAACCGAACGCCGCGAUGCUCUCCUUCAGACCUCUAUUCGGGGGCAGAAAGAUCGCGACCCGCUUUCCCUCGACUUCCAGGAGAAGUUGGAGAUGAGCCCAAGCACCGGAAGCAUAGCGCUCGAGCUGAAGCGGAAGCCGGUGUUCUACGGCCCAAUCUCUCAACUGCUGCGCAACGCCCUCCUCAUCAAAGCCAGCCAAUCGCGCGCCUCCUAUCGCCACGGCUUCGACGUCGCCUUCCCCCUCUUCGCGCGAAACCACGUGACGCGGGGGCCGCCCUUCGUGGCCGAGUCGCGCCCCUCCGCCGCCACGGCCGCCACGAGCGGUCAGUACCUGUUGGUGUUCAAGGGCAAGCGCUACACGUAUGGCAUCGGGAGCGAAACGCGCAAUUCGCUGCACUUCCUGCACAACGCGCGUGACGUCAUAAUCCUCACCACUUGCAAACACGGCAAGAAGAGCGUGAAGGACGCCGAGUGCGACCGCGACGACCAGCGCUACGACGACCACGACUACCGCGCGCUCAUGCGCAACGCCACCUUCUGUCUGGUGCCCCGGGGGCGCCGCCUCGGCUCCUACCGCUUCCUGGAGGCGCUGCAGGCGGGCUGCGUGCCGGUGGUGUUGGCCAACGAGUGGCUCCUCCCCUUCCACGAGCUCAUCCAAUGGCGCGACUGCGCUGUGAUCGCCGACGAGCGCCUCCUCUUCCAAAUCCCCGAAACCUUGCGCCAAAUCUCGCGCCAAACCGUCGCAACAAUGAGAGCCAAGUGUCUCGCGCUUUACGACACGUACUUCUCUUCCGUGGAGCGCAUCGUUCUGACGUCACUUCUGGUCAUCGAGAACCGCAUUCAUCCGCAGCGCGCGCCCCCAAGAACGCAGUGGAACCUGGCCACGCCCACCAUGGCCGCAGUGGUCGGCCAAUCGCAGCUCGGCGUUCGCGACCCGCUCGUUGGCCAGCUGUUGGCCGAAGAGCCGAACGGCACUUCGCGCGCGUUCACCGUCAUUGUUGACGUGAAGGACGCGAAUGACGUCACGACCAAUCUGCACCGAUUGUUGACGCGCGUGCUCUCCGCCUCUCCGCUCGUCUCUCGCGUGCUGUUGGUCGCGAAGAAAGGCGUAAAACUUCCCGAACUGGACUCGCGACUGGUGCGCGUGGUGGAGCGCGACUCUGCGGCCGCGCGCUUCCGCCCUCACACUCUGGACACUGAUUGCGUGCUCCAACUCAGCGCUCACUCUCUGCUCUCUUCCCAAGAGCUCGAGUUCGGAUUCAGUGUUUGGCGCGCGUUUCCCCAGCGCGUCGUGGGCUUCGCGGCACGUGACCACUUCUGGGCGGACGGCGCGUUCGAGUACUCGUCCAAAUGGACCAAUCGCUACUCUCUGGUGCUCACAGACUCCGCCUUCUACCACAAGUAUGCAACUGUUGUCGUCGCGCGCUCUCUAAUCAUUGUUCUCUUUCGCAGAGCUUUCAAUCACUUGUUUUCCGACUUCUUCGCCAACAAUCACUCGUUUCUCGCGACAGAAGACGAAGAAUGCGUGGAUUUCGCGUUUUCAUUCCUCGUGAGUCACGUGACACGAGAAGGCGCGAUAAAAGUGACGCAACGGAAGACGAGUUCCAACGCGACGCUCUCGUGGCAGGAGUUCCGCGACCGCAAGUCCUGUUUCCGGAAACUGCAGACACUCUUCGGCUAUUUGCCACUCAUCGAGAGUCGCGUGCGUUUCGAUCCCCUCCUAUAUAAAGAUAGCGUUUCUGUAAAACGCAAAAAGUAUCGCAAACUCGAGUUGUGA